Molecule: messenger RNA, 16243 nt
Organism: Monodelphis domestica (gray short-tailed opossum)
Lineage: Eukaryota; Metazoa; Chordata; Mammalia; Didelphimorphia; Didelphidae
Source: RefSeq, a predicted model, not a curated record
GGGCGGGGAAUGCCUGGAAGCACCAGGAGGGAUGUGGGGAAAAGCUCUGGGAAGAAGCGGAGUCCAGGGCAGCCAGAUGGUCCCAAGGACAGAGCCUGCCUGGAGAGCAGAGGUUCUGGGUGCGAAUGUGUCCUGGGACACUUGGGAGCCCUUCUGAGUCUUCUGGAGUCCAGACUCAGCCCUGACUGUGACACAGAAGGGGAACAACACAGGGGAGAGCUGGGAGAAGGCAGGGCUUGUGCUGGGGAGGGACAGGGAGGAGAAGGGGAGGCCAGGAAGCCCCUGCUGGGGGUGGCCCCCUGCCCUGGGAGGCCUGGCCCAGAAUGGGGAGUCUGAAGACCAGGGAAGGGCCUGGGGGGCCCCCAACACCCCCAUCCCAGGGGAGGGCAGGCCAUGCCCAGCCCAGGACUGUGUGUUCUCCCCUCCGGAGCCCCAGAGACAGCAGAGAGGAAUUCAGAGCAGCAGCCCCAGGCCUGAGGCCAGCAAGGGAAGAAUCCUCCAGGGAGAGAAGCCCUUCCAGGGCCUUUAGCCCCUCAGGGCCUGCUAGAGCUCAGGGCCUGGAAUCAGUUUCCUCCCCUGCCCAACGGGCUGCAGGAGGAGAGGGAAAGCAGCCCAGCCCAGCCUCUGCCAGAAAGCCCCAAAGGGGGGGAAGAGGCAGCCAGACCUGAACAGCCUGAGCCCAGCAGCCCUGCAGACAGACACACAGACACCCCCAGACUGUCCUCUGUCCAUCAGGGCUCAGAGCCUGGGCUCAGGGGCUGCUGCUGCCUUCUGUGGCCUCCCAAAGGGCAGGAGGGGGUUCCUGGGCCUCCCCCAGCCCUCUGAAGGGUCUCUGGGCCUUGUGGACUGGGGGAGGUGCUGAGGGAGACCCUCCCCAGCUGGUCCAGAAGCCCAGGAGACCCCGAGGAAGCAGCUCUGUUUCCCUCCAGACCCUCUCUGGACCACCUUCCCCACAGCCCUGGGCUCAGGCUCUGAUUCUCUCAAUUCCACAGUGGGGAAAAGUGAGGUAAAGACUUGGGAAGGGCCUUGGCUAGGCUCCCCCCUCUGGGCAGUGUCUGAGGCCAUGUUUGAGCCCAGAUCUUGGGGUUCCAGGCAGGAGGGCAGCCCCUGAGUCACCUGAUUCUUCUACCUGGGGAUGGGGUUGGCCCCUCCUUUGGGGAGUCCCUGGGGUCCCCUCAAAGUAGAAGGAGCAGCAGGAUGUUCAGAGGGAGCCCCGGAGGAGGGGAACCUGAGAGGUGGGGCCUGGGCCUGGGCUGUCAGCUUCUGCCCUCUGCCUCAGUUUCCUUUUGUGUCAGAAGGGGGGAUCCAAGAGCCACCUCCACAGGCUCUGGGGAGCAGAGAUCCAUGGACUGCUCAGUCAGUCAGUCACCCCAUCCUGAGGCAGCUUCCAGUCUAAGGAAGAAGCUGGCAGGGCAGGAAGGGGAAGUGGGGGGAGGGGGAGAAGGCCGCAGCCCCCCAGGGUGGGGAACAAUUCCUUUAUACCCUUCCCCCACCAAGCCUCUAAACCCCGGCAGGACUCCAUUUCCCAGAAUUAUGUUUCCUGACUCCUCCCUAGUCUUGGCUCCUCCCCACUGAGGCAGUCUCAGGGCAUGCUGGGAACCUCCUGUGGGCAGUCUCGGCUCCUGGAACUGAGUAGAGUUUCUGCUUCUUGGAUCUUUGUUGGGCGCCCCCAGAGGAAGUCUCCCCCCCUCGGGGCUGCCACCCCCUGAAGGACCCCAGGGUGGUCCCACAGAGAGCCCGCAGCCAGAGGAAUGGCCCCCGGGACCCCGAGGCCCCCCUCCCAGGCCCGUCAGCGCCAGGGCGGCCAUCUGACCCGGGGGACCCCUGGCUCUGCCCGCCCUGGUGGGAUCCUGCACUUAACAUUGUGGGGAUCGGAGACGUCUCUGGGCUGAAGAUCCAAACUAGUUGUGGUCAGUGGAAGCUGCAGGUGGCCCCCAGCCCUCCACGAGCCAAGAUCCCCCCCAGACGUGGGGCAGGUGUUUCCUGGGGGUCUGACAGACCCUUAGCAGAGUCAUUACCAGGCUGGAAGGCACAGAGGACACAGCAAACAGGCAUUGGGGUUUGGUCAGAGGUUGGAACCUUUGAUCCCAUGUCCUGAGUUCAGCACGAGGCUAAGAGGAGAAAAUGGACUGAAUCCUCCAGAGCUCUCUGACUGCGGAGGCCACAGGAGGCUCUCUGGGCCACAGUCCUCGGGGAGCCCGGAGCUGGCAUGAAUCUUCCCAGGCUCAAAGGGCCCCUGGACGGGCCGAGCUUGUUUCCUGGAUCUCCUCAGGCCAGUGAGUCCCCCGCCAUUCCCAGGGAGCCCGGCUCCCUCCUGCAGGGCCUUCAGCUUCCCCAGAAGAGGACACACACCUGAGCUGUGAUUCCUCCCACAGAAGGAGUUGUUUUGUGGAAUCUCUUCCAAAAGAGCCCUCAGUGGGGUACCAACAAAUGCCCCUCGGCAGGCUGCUCCCCUCAGAACUGACAAGGCCUGGAGAUUGCUGGAUCAUCCAGCGCUGCAUCGGCUCUAGGAAUCUCCCCGUGGUCUUUAGUGGUGCGCAGGUGGGUCUGCGGGAAACGGCUUGUGCCUGGUUGGGCGCCAUGUCUGGUCACAUCUGGCCCUGUCUGCCCAUUGUCAGAGCAUGCCCAAAAAGCUUGUGACUAUAAAAACGAUGCCACUAAUUAUUUAAUAAAUUAUGGGACUUUGCUUAAUGAUUCUGUCUGAUUCCAGGAGAAGAGCUACACACAAGAGCCAUUUCACAGAGCCAAAGAAAGGCCAAUCCAGGAUGGAUUGAUGCACUUCUAGGCCAAUACAAAGGUCUUGAACCUAGUGUGAAGACUCGAGGUUACUGUGUUUAUCAUUGCUAGACAUAGGCUUUCCUUGUGUCCACACUCAGCCUGAGGAUACUCACAGACGAGUAUCCCCAAACUUGGCUCCUACUUGGCUUCUAUAAUCUGGUCCCUUUUCUGCCUAUCAUAGUGUGGCAAACUUUCUGUAGUCCUGGCACUGACUGGGUAAAUGCAUCAUUGCUUAGAUCAUUUUGAUUGGGCCCUGAUUGAAGGACCUGUUAUUUAUUUAUUUAUUUGUUUAUUUGUUUAUUUAUUUUUACUUGGAAUUUUACACAUAAGACUUCGAUAGUCUAUAUUUUCAUCCAGAGUUUUUUCUUUUCUUUUGGAUUUUCUGAUGUCUUUUUAAUAUCUCUUGCCAAUUGAUUCAUAUACCUCAUACCUCAGCCAUGCAUCCCUAAGUGAUUCUGAAUCUUUCAAUCACCCACAACACGGGGGAAUGUAAAAAAAUAUCAUUAUUUAAAUUGCAAAGUUUAAAUUCCUUUUGAGAAGAAUUUUAGGUAAAAGAUGCUACUUCCCUGAAUUCAGAACUGAACUGUUGGAGAAGCCAUCAUGAAGAAGCCUCCAGACCACAAGUUGCACAAAAUUGAACUUUGGGUAUGGUUGAUUGAACAUUUAUUUGUAUGUAUACUUUUAUGCCAAAGGGGACUGCCCCCUAACGGCUUUUUGUCAAUGUGUUCAGCAAUUAUUGGUUUUAUUCUUUUUUAUCUUAUCCUCACACUAUUGUAAUCUUUUAAGUUUAUUAUGUUUUUAUGAUCCUUUUGGGGAAAAAUUAAUUUUUCCAAAAAUGAUAACAUGGGGAAAUGUAAAAAAAUAGACUCGAAUACAGGACUACAAUCCCCAUGAGCCUUUGCUACACUUCCCCAGAAUGCCUUGUAAUCUCACCUGGGCCAAGAUCGAGAAGGUAUUUAAGCUGAUUCAAAGGCUUUUGAGGGUCUCUCAGCUCUUUUUGGACUUCCUUUUUGGAGCAGGCUUGUCUCUUGCGUGAUGUGAGGUUAUUUUGUCUAGGCCUCUGGCCUAGGCACAUGUUUCUUACUUGUAUAUUCUUUAAUCUUUAACCUUUAAUAAACCUCUAAAAAAAUAUAAUACUUCUUGCAGAGAGAAACUAAUUUCUACCUGCUUCAGAUGCCUCAGUCUCCCCGUCUCCCCUAAAUUUUAAUCUUUACACCAUCAGAGGUGCAUCAGGGUUGACUCUGGGAGGAAAGUUGCUUUGAGCUCCACAAGCCAUUGCCUUUAGCCAGGAAACCAGAGGAGAGGCCGUCCUGUUUCUAACUGCUUGAUCGAAUGCAUUUGUUCAACGCUCUAAUCUCAAACAGCACGAGGAGUGGAGUGGGGGGGUGCUUGUACCCCUUGAAUCACUUUGACGAGCCGGCAGAAGACAUCAAUAGAGGCCUUUAGGACAGGGGAGAGGCCGGGAGCCACUGUGUCUGGGGCUUUCACACGAGGUCCAUUUGUAAGGAUGGAAGACCGAACUUAUCUCGUCUUUCUUGUUCUGUCCUCGAUGGGAGCAUCCCUUAAGUUGGCAGCGUCCAGAUUGAAUCAGAAUUUAGACACGUCCCAGGUCUUUUAGGACACGUUGUCAGGAUCCAAACUUGUUUUUAGGACAUUUCCCGGGGACAUGCGACGGUGUUCCGUGGGGAGGCAAGAGCUGGGACUUGGCCACAUUAGAGAAGAGUAUUAAAGGGGUAUAUUUGUGUAUUUUAUGAAUAUCUGCGUAGCUAAAGCUGUCUGUUUGGGGAAGGGAAUUCCUCUGCUCUUCCUAAGGAGACAUGGGCAUCUCCCUUCUGAAGGGCACCAAACUCUCGCUGAUUUUCUUUCUAUAGGAAGUUGCCAAUCUAGAAUGACUAAGACUGAUGAAUGUCUGCUGGGGGAUAAGGCACAAUUUCAUCCCAUUCAAGCAAGUGGUUACAAGUUCUUUUCCUUCUUUAGAAUACUGACAUUAAAAGAGGAGAGAGUUCAAGUCUGUAAACUUGAGAUGUAACCUCUAUGAACUCGUUUAGAAUACUGUUAAAUAUAAACUUUUAGAAUAAGAAAGUGAUUGUAGUGGUUGAAAGUAAACAUUAGGGUCACUGAUACAAAUGGCAUAUAGCAGGGAUUUUAUUUAACGAUAAGAAUUUAUCUCAGUUUAUCGAUUUGUACUAUGGGCUGAAGUCAUGUUUGGCAUACAUUGAAUAAAGCAACGUGUAAAGAACUCAUUUUUAAAUGGGAUCAUAUUUUUUUAAACCUGCGAUCUUUGGGGUUAUUGAUUUGCAAUGAAAGUGAUACUUGGACUGGCUACAGACUAUUUAGAUUGAUGGGCAGUAUAAGGAAUGUUGGAUCUGAAUAGGAAAGAAAUGGCAGGGGCUGUUUUAAUAAGGGAUUUUAAUCCAGGUUCCUUGGAGAAUAAUUUUAAGUAUAUAAAAAUGAGAGAAGUGAAGAGAGUUUUGAAAAAAAUCAUAUAGCCCAUUUCCACUAACUGAGUAAACAGAAUUGUUGACUUUAAAAGGUGUAAAUGUUUUACGGCUAAUAAGAUCGAACAAUUGUUCUUGUGUUUUGAAGCAACAAAGAGCAUCAGUGUUUUAUCUAUGAGGUCAAUAUCAAAUUAGUUAGUCAAAUUAUAUCCAAUUAAGCCAUAAGUUAAAAUAAUUUGUACAAAAAAAAUUUAGAAGCAGAACUCUUUAAAAGAAUCAUUUUACAAAUAUAAUUAUAUACCUAAUACUUAUCAAAUCUGUUUAUUACAUGGCACGAUUGAAACUUGUAUAUUAAUAGCAAUACACACCAUAUCUAUUCCUAUAAAAUAUAAUAUACAAUUUGCAAAUAUAGAAUCUGGAUUUCAUAUUUAGAAUCUGGAAAUUUUCUAAGUUUAGCACAAUUAAGAACUAAGAUGUUACUUCAAAACACACAUACACAUUCUAAUUUUGAAAUAAAUGCCAUUUAUAAAUUGAGAAAUUAAGCAUUUCUGUCCUAACCAUCUGAUUAGUUUCAAUUUAAUUUUAUAUAUAUCCCUUGUUUCUAGUUUUUUUAACAUGGCCAACAGAUGCUGUUGUUGUUAUUGCUUUUAUUAUUCUUAUAUUUUGGCUAAUGAGAUGUUUUAAUUUGCAUUUUUAUCAUCAGGAGGGAUUUAGAACACUUUUUCAUGUGCUUAUUGAUAGUUUUGAUUUCAUCAUGUGAAAACUGCCUAUUCAUGUCCCUUGACCAUUUGUUGUUUGAGGAAUGACUUGAUUUUUUGUCAAUUUGACUUAGUUCCUUAUGUAUUUGGAAAAUUAAAUCUUUUUCAGAGAGUUUUGUUAUAAAAAUGUUCUCCCAGUUUGUUGCUUUCCUUCUAAUUUUGGUUGCAAUGUUCUAUAUCUCUUGCUUGGUUUUAAAUGUCUUUCUUUCCCACAGAUCUGACAGGUAUACUAAUCUAUGUUCACCUAAUUUAUUUAUGAUUUCCCUCUUUAUAUUUAGAUCUUUUGCCUAUUUUGAAUUUAUCUUGGUAUAGGGUAUAAGAUGUUGAUCUAAACCCAAUUUUUCCCAUACUGUUUUCCAAUUUUUACAGCAGUUUUUGUCAAAUAGUAAAUUCUUGUGCCAAAAGCCAGGGUCUUUGGGUUUAUCAAACACUAGCUUGCUGAGGUCAUUUACCCCUAAUCUAUUCUAUUGGUGCACCCUUCUAUCUCUUAGCCAGUACCAUAUUGUUUUGAUGAUCAGUGCUUUAUAGUACAGUUUAAAAUCUGGUACUGCUAGUCCCCCAACCUUCAUAUUUUUUUCAUUAUUUACCUUAAUAAUCUCUGUUCUUCCAGCUGAACUUUGUUAUAAUUUUUUCUAAUUCCAUAAAAAGGUUUUUUUUGAUAGGUAUGGCACUAAAUAAGUAGAUUAAUUUGGGUAGGAUUGUCAUUUUUAUUAUAUUAGCUCAUCCUACCUAGGAGCAAUUAAUGUUUUUUCAAUUGUUUAGAUCUGGUUUAAAUUGUGUGGAGAGUGUUUUGUAGUUGUGUUCAUAUAAUUCCUGUGUUUUUCUUGGCAGAUAGUUUCCUAAGUAUUUUAUAUUGAGUAGGGCAAUUUUAAAUGGAAUUUCUCUUUCUAAUUCUUGCUGAUGAGAUGUGUUGGAAAUACAUAGAAAUGCUGAUGAUUUAUGUGGGUUUAUUUGGUACCCUGCAACUUUGCUAAAGUUUGUAAUUAUUUUCACUAUUCUUUUAGUUUAUUUUCUGAGUUUUUUAAAUAUACCAUCAUAUCAUCUGUAAAGAGUGAUAGUUUAGUUGCCUACUUUAAUCCCUUCAAUUUCUUUUUCUUUUCUAAUUGCUACCAGUAGCAUUUCUAGUACAAUAUUAAAUAAUAGUGCUGAUAAUGGGCAUGCUUGCUUCACUCCUGAUCUUAUUGGGAAGACUUCUAACUUAUCCUCAUUGCAGAUAAUGCUUGCUGAUGCUUUUAAAUAUAUAUAUAUGUAUAUUGUUUAUUAUUUCGAAGAAUGGCCCUUCUAUUCCUAUACUUCCUAGUGUUUUCAAUAAGAAUGGGUGUUGCCGAGGAAAAGUAAUUGCUUGACUACAGGGUGGAGGGGAUAUGACUGAGGAGAGACUCUAAAUGAACACUGUAAUGCAAAUACCAACAACACGGAAAUGGGUUCGAAUCAAGAACACAUGUAACACCCAGUGGAAUCAUGCAUUAGCUAUGGGAGAGGUGGUGGGAGGAGGGGAAGGAAAAGAAAAUGAUCUGUGUUUCCAAUGAAUAAUGUUUGGAAAUGACCAAAUAAAAUAAUGUUUAAAAAGAAAGAAUAGGUGUUGUAUUUUGUCGAAGGGUUUUUCUGCAUCUGUUGAGAUAAUCAUGUGAUUUCUGUUGCUUCAGUUAUUGAUAUGUGAUCAAUUAUAUGUAUGGUUUUCCUAAUAGUAAACCAUCCUUGCAUUCCGGGUAUAAAUCCCAUCUGGUCAUAGUGAAUAAUUCUUGUGAUAACUUGCUGCAGUCUUUCUGCUAGGAUUCCAUUUUUAAGAUUUUUUUGUAUCUAUGUUCAUUAAGGAGAUUGGUCUAUAGUUUUCUUUCUCUGUUUUUGGUCUCCCUAACUUUGGAAUCAGUACCAUAUUUGUGUCAUAAAAGGAAUUUGGCAAAACUCCUUCUUUGCUUAUUAUGUCAAAUAGUUCAUAUAGUAUUGGAAUUAGUUGUUCUUUAAGUGUUUGAUAGAAUUCACUUGUGAAUGCAUCAGGCCCUGAGAAUUUUUUCUUAAGGAGUUCCUUGAUAGUUUUUUCAAUUUCUUUUUAUGAGAUGGGAUUAAGUAUCCUAUUUCCUAUUUUGUUAAUCUAGGCAGUUUAUAUUUGUAAAUAUUUACCCACUUCACCUAGAUUGUCAUAUUUGUUGUCAUAUAGUUGGGCAAAAUAGUUCUACUAUCUAUUUCCUCCUUAAGCUCCUUUAAUUUCUUCUUUAGAAAUCUGAAUGCUAUGCCAUUUGGUGCACAUAUGUUGAAUACUGAUAUUUCUUCAUUAUUUAUACUGGCUUUCAUCACGAUGUAAGUACCUUCCUUAUCUCUUUUAAUGAGAUCUGUUUUUGCUUUAGCUUUGUCUGAGAUCAUGAUUGCUACUCCUGUGUUCUUGGUCUCAGUUGCAGUCCAGUAAAUUCUGCUCCACCCUCUUUCCUUUAUUCUGUGUAUGUCUACCUGCCUCAAGUAUAUUUCUUGUAGACAACAUAUGGUUGGAUUCUGGUCUUUAAUCAAUUCUGCUAUCUGCUUCCUUUUUAUGGGUAAGUUCAUUCCAUUCCCAUUCCCAGUUAUGAUUUCUUUCUGUGUAUUCCCCUCCAUUUUGACUUCCUAUUUUGAUUCUGUUUUUUCUCUUUUCCUUCUUACCCUCCCCUUCAAAUUCUUGCUUUUAGUCAGUCUCCCCCUUUCCCCCUCCUUAAUGUUACUCCCUCUCCCUUACUAUUCCCCUCAGUGCCUUUUAAAUGACCCCCCCAAUCUCUCCCUCCCUUGUAUUGCUCCCCUUUCCAUCAGCCUUUUUACAACCCUUCUACUUCUCUAUAGGGCAAAAGACAAUUCUCUUCCCCAAUGGAUCUGACUAUUCUUCCCUUUCUGAGCCAAUUCCAGUGAGCAUAAGAUUUUAGUAUUACUUGUUGACAACCUCUUCCUACCUACCAUUGUAUUGGUCUUUCUCCCUUCCCCAUGUACUUCUUUAUGAAAUAUAUAUUUACUCCAUUUUAUCUCUCUUCCCAUUUCUCUUAAUAUUAUCUUCUUUGAUGAUAAACCCCUGUGAACUCCCAUGAAAAACCCCUAGUUUUUCAUAUUUUUUUUUGACAUAUCAUCCUCUACAAUUUAUCAUUUUAACCUCUAGGUAUACUUCUUCUAGCUACUCUGAGGAUGAUAACAAUUUUUAAGAGUUAGCAAUAUCUUUCCAUAUGGGAAUACAAAUCAUUUGAACUUAUUUGGCCCCUUAAAUGUUUUUUCUCCCUUUCUUAAUUACCUUUUGGUGGUUCUCUUGAGUUCUAUAUUUGGGCAUCAAAUUUUCUGUUUAAGUCCAGUCUUUUUUUUUUUCAGAAAUGCUUAGAAAGCUUCUAUUUUAUUAAAUGACCAUACUUACCCCUGCAAGAAUAUAGUCAAAUUUUACUUGAUUAUUGGUUGUAGACCCAGUUUCCUUACUUUCCAGAAUAUUAUAUUCCAUGCCUUCCUGUCCUUUAGUGUGGAUGCAGCCAGGUCCUGUGUAAUGCUGACUGUGGCUCCAUGAUAUCUGAAUUGUUUCUUUUUAGCAGAUUGUAAUAUCUUUUCUUGGUCUGGAAGUUCUUGAACUUGGCUAUAAUAUUCCUAAGUGUUGUCAAUUGGGGAUUUAAUGCAGGAGGUGAUUUGUGGAUUCUUUCGAUCUCUCCUUUACCCUCUUGUUCAAGAAUAUCAGGGCAGUUUUCUUGGAUAAUUUCCUGUAGAAUGAAGUCCAGGCUUUUUCUUUGGUCAUGUUUUUCUGAUAGUCCAGUAAUUCUAAAAUUGUCUCUCCUUGAUCUAUUUUCAAGGUCUUUUGUUUUAUCAGUGAGGUGUUUCUUAUUUUCCUCAAUUUUUUCAUUUUGAUUUUGUUUUAUAGAUUCUUGUUGCCUUGUGAAGUCAUUCACUUCUAAUUGCUUGAUUCUCAUUUUUAAAGACUGAAUUUCAUCCCUGACAUUUUUAACCUUUUAUCCUUUAGAUCUAUUUUUCUUUGUAGGUCAUUGUUUUUAUCUUUUAUCUUUGCCUUGUUUUCAAGAUGGUCAGUUGUGACUAUUAAGACACCAUUUUGUUGUUUUAGUUUAUGUGCCUUUGUUUCCAGAUGACCUAGUUUACUUUUCAAAUUAUUUUCCAAAUUUUCUUCAACCUCUCUUAAUUGCUUUUUUGAAUUGCGUUUUGAGUUCUUCUAGAGCUUGGGUCCAAUUCACUGGAGUUCCUGCGUUUUUUCUUAGUGUUCUUUGGCCCUCCUCUGUUCCAUUUGUUCUUUGUUCAUUACCUGAAUAGAAGCUGUCAAUUGUAAUUUCUUUUUUGUUUUUCAUAUUUUUUCCUUCUUUCCCCUUCCUUAUUGGAUCUAUUCUUGCUUCUCUGUUUAUUUGCUGGAUCUGUGAGUUUGGGCUUUUCUGCCCUGAAGAGGUUUCUUUGCUCAACUGAUUAACUGGAUUAGGCUGAUAGAGCUAGCUGGUUAUAGCAGUGUAUCCUGAGGCCAGAUCUUCCCCAGAUGCUGGCAGAGGCUGAAGAUGAAAGUGAAGGUGUGGAGGCUGAAGUAAGUUACCCUUGGUCUUCCUCUCUAUUCCUUUCUGCCAGCCACCUCCCUGUCACUGUCUGGUCAGAGCCCUGAGCUUCCUGUGAUGGUACCAAGGUACUUCACCGCAGCUGCAGCCUUCACCCUGAGAUCCCAGUCAGCUGAAUUCCUACCACUGGUCUUAGAGCAGUAGGUGGGGGAGGGGUGUUGGAUCUUUGCCUUAAACCCAAGAAUUCAACUUUAUCUGCAUACCUUUCAGAUUGGGUUGAACAAUAGAAACUCAUGGCUCUGUCCUGCUGCUGAGCCUGGCUCUCUGUCCACCCUGCACCUUUGCUCCUCUGGUUUUCUGCCAACUCUGUGAGACUAGGCCCCUCUGUCCUCUGGAAGGUUCUUCUCUGCACUAUUGAUAAACUGGAUUAUGCCAAUUGAGCUGAUAUGCAGAGCUAAAUGUGCCCUGAGGUCAAAAUUUCCAAAGGCAGAGGCCCAAGAUGGAGGUGUGGUGGUUGAAUGCUGUGACCAGUCUGCCCUCUUCUGUUUCUCUCCUUCAUCCACCUCCUUGCAAACUAUGGUCAGAGCCAUGAACUUUGGAGUCCUAGCCCUGAGAUCUCACUGACCACCCAAGUCUCACCUCAGAAGAUGGGGGAAGGGCCCUGGGACCUUCUCUCUUUUCCUUAAACCUGAGAAUUCAAUCUUCUCUGUGUACCUUUUCAAUUGAAUCGAGCAGGAGAGUCCCAUAGCUCUCUUCUUCUUAGAUUUGGUUUUCUGUCACCCUUUAAGCACUUUGUUUUUGAUUGGUGUCGAAGGGUUUUCACAGAGGAAUUGACUUUUGCUGCUUCUAAGCCAUCAUCUUGACUCCUCCCCCUCAGAAUAUUAUAUCUUUAAAAGAGGAAUACCCCUUCUUUUCCUCAUCAUACUUACUCUUCUUUCUGUGUAACUAAAUAUAAAAUGUUUGAACAUAUUCCAAUAACAAAUGACAUUUGUAAUAAAGCAAAGUCAGAAUGUUUUGGCUAUGAUACAUCAUACCUAGUGGUUCCCCAAACUCUCAAUUUAACAAGACACUGCACUUCUUCACUUAGAAUCAUUCUCAUCCCAUAUAACUCUCAAAUAUUCUUUAUGCUUUCAUCUAGAAAAAAAAUAUUUCUGCCUUUUAGGAAAUUAGGUAGAGAAUUCCUUUUUCUUUGUUUUUUUCCUCAUUGAUCACUGGUAACAUUUUACCCCUACAAUAUAGAGUACAUGCUACCUUCUCAGAAAUUCUUCAAAAUAUGUCCUUAUCAGAUCAACUCUUGACACUUCUAAUGAGUAAUUUCAAAUCACCUUCUCUUUUUCUCUUCCCUCUCAUACUUCACUCAGAGAACAUUUCCCAUCUCUGUGAUUCCAUAGGGGAAAGCGUUUCAGAAUAAGAUAUUUCUCCAGGUUUUACUCUUCACAACAUGAUUCUCACUUCAGAUACAAAAUGCUUUUUUCAAUAUUCCACUGGACUCUGAAUGGCUGGCUCUGACACUCUUCAAGGUUAGGAGUUUGGGUAAAUCUCUUGUGUGCUUCAGUUUCCUCUAGUCAGUUGAUGAGGGUUGUGCUAGAUGAAAUCUGAAGGUUCAGCUCUAAAUUUUGUGAAUUUUGCUGCUUUAGGGGUCAAUGGCAUUCAAGGAUGUGGCCGUGGACUUCACCCAGGAGGAGUGGUGCUUAUUGGACCAUUCUCAGAAAGCAUUGUACCUGGAGGUCAUGCUGGAGAAUGUGCAGAAUCUACUCUCUGUGGGACUUCCAGUUCCUAGAGAAAAUUUGAUUUCCUGUUUUCAGCAAGGGGAAUCACCAUGGUUGCUAGAGCAAAAAGACCCAAGGAGGUCCUGCUCAGAGGCAGAGACUAAUUUUGAAGUGAAGGAGAUGACUACAAAGCUGAGCCUUUUUGUGGAAGGAUCUAACUCCCAAAGAUGCAUGAAUGAGGGUCCCCAUGACUUCAUUUUGAGAGAAAUCUGUGACUCUGCUAUCAAUGUAAAUAAAAAUCCAAAGAGUGACUGUGAAUUUGAUGAAACUGCAGAGAAAUUCAGCCAAUAUUCAGUCCUAAAUCAUUGUAGGAAAUUGACCUCAGGAAAUGACUGUUUUCAGGAUACCAAAUAUAGGAAAUGCUUUCCUGAAGAAGUAGGGCUUGUUCAGUCACAUGAGAUGCCUCCUGAAAUGCCCAUAUAUCAAGGUAACCUAGGGGGAAUGGCCUUUGGCAGGAGUUUAGAGCUCAUUAGACAUCCAAAAAGUAAACAUGUAGAGAUGGUUUCUGUAAGUGACAAAGGUGAGAGACCUUUCAUUCAAAACUCUGAGCUUGCUGCAUAUCAAAUAAUCCACUUUGGAGAGAAAUCUUAUGAAUGUAAACAGUGUGGAAAGGCUUUCACACAGAAUAACGAUUUUGCUAAACAUCAUUCAAUCCACAGUGGAGAGAAACCUUAUGAAUGUAAACACUGUGGAAAGACUUUUACAUGGAAGGUCUCUCUUGCUGCACAUGAGAGCUUCCACACUGGAGAGAAACCUUAUGAUUGUAAACACUGUGGAAAGGCUUUCACUCAGAGGAGUGAUCUUGCCAAACAUCAGAGAAUCCACACUGGAGAGAAACCUUAUGAAUGUAAACACUGUGAAAAGGCUUUCACAAGGAGGGACUCUCUUAAUGCACAUCAGAGAAUCCACACUGGAGAAAAACCUUAUGAAUGUAAAGAAUGUGGAAAGGCUUUCACAGCGAGGAGUCAUCUUGCUGCACAUCAGAGAAUCCACACUGGAGAGAAACCUUAUACAUGCAAACACUGUGGAAAGGCUUUCACUCAGAGGAGCCAUCUUGCUGCACAUCAGAGCGUCCACACUGGAGAGAAACCUUAUGAUUGUAAACAAUGUGGAAAGGCUUUUACAGAGAGGGGAUCUCUUGCUAAGCAUCAGAGCAUCCACACUGGAGAGAAACCUUAUGAAUGUAAAUACUGUGGAAAGGCUUUUACUUGGAAGUUCUCUCUUUUUGCACAUCAGAGCAUCCACACUGGAGAGAAACCUUAUGAAUGUAAACACUGUGGAAAGGCUUUCACUCAGAGGAGUGAUCUUGCCAAACAUCAGAGAAUCCACACUGGAGAGAAACCUUAUAAAUGUGAACACUGUGGAAAAGCUUUCACAAGGAGGGACUCUCUUAAUGCACAUCAGAUCAUCCACAAUGGAGAGAAACCUUAUGAAUGCAAACACUGUGGAAAGACUUUCACACAGAGGGGCUAUCUUGCUACACAUCAGAGAAUCCACACUGGGGAGAAAUCUUAUGAAUGAAAAAAUUUCAAAAGGCUUUCCCCUUGGAGGAGCCAUCUUGCUGGAUAUCAGAGAAUGCACACUGGAGAGAAACCUUAUGAAUCUAAACACCAUGGAAAGGUUUUCACACAAAAGGACUCUCACUACACAUCAGAAUUGUGAGAAAUCGCCUAUUGUAAUUUAUGAUUGUUUUACCAUUUCUAAGGUUUGGUUUCAUUAAAAUUAUAGGUUUAGUAGAGUUAGUCAUUGAUCUUAGUAUUUUCCUUGAACUUGUAACAUUGUUUUCUAAGAAUCUCUCUAUUACCUGAUUCAAACAGCAAAUGUUAGUGUCUUGAUCAAGAUGUAAGAAUAACACAUUUAAUCAAUGUUAGCAAAAGUUGAGUGUAUGGACUUUUCUGCCCACCUUGGUUGCAGAAUAGUCCCCAAAAUAGAUAUUAGUUACCAACCUUGAUGAUUUUUGGUGACCUUCUGUAGAUUUACAUCUUGCUUAAUCAGCUCUGGUGAAGUCCCUUAUUUCGCUGUUUUAGGACAUAUGUAUAUGCCUAGUAUAAUUUUAUGAUACUAUAAUUUUUAUAGUUGCUGACCGUUUGCAGUUGCUGACUUGCUUAGGCAAUGUUUUUAUAAAUAUUUCUUUUAUAGUUGCUGACCCUUAUUUUUACAUUGCUAAGGUUAUGUUUUUCAAAAUACUGUAAAUUAUAUGUCUGAUUUUUUUGACAGUCAAAACCCUGUAAAUUUUAGCAUCAGUUUGGCAUAUUAGGAGGCCACUCAUAGAGCUCGGGGCCUUUGGUUUUGACCAGAGGCAGGCUUUAAUGUGAGAUUGGUCCUCUCUCAAUAAACCUAUUUUUUUGGACUUGGAGACUUGAUUUUAACUUUUUGGCAUCUCUGCUAAUAAAUUUUUGCCACAGAAUCCAUACUGGAGAGAAACCUUUGUGAAAACCCUCUGCCCCCUUUUAUGAUUAUAAUAGUAUUAACUUUAACUUUUAGGCAUAUUUCUAUAACACAAUCAUUAAUUGUUUAAUAUAGUUUGCUUCAUAUAAGAAAAAUACAGUUCUGGGUGGUAUCAAAUCUUGUUUACACCUUGACCUUAAGGCUAUAACCCCAGAGUUUCCAUUGAGCCCCCCACACCAUCUUAUAUAAUAGUAUAGUCAGACAAAGGGUGGAGGACUACUCAUUUUUGUAUAACAAGAUAGACAGGCACCCAACUCCAGACUCCUAGCAUUUCAUCAUAAUUGUCAUCAGAAAAACAACUAGCCCCCAGCCCCUUAUUGUAGAGGCCUUGGAAAGGUCAACUAUAAUAAUAAUCAUGUUACCACCCAUAGUGAUUUUUUUACACUUUCUAGCUUAAUCAGAACUUGCAUAAUUAAUUAAGAACUGCCCAUUUGUUUAUUGUAUUUGCUGACACUGUCUCAUCAGGUUUCUUGGCAUAAAAAAGGCUAUCUCCUAUGACUCAGGGUCUCUGGUCUUGAUCUUGACCAGGGUCUGGCUUUAUUGGGAGUUUUGGACAUCUCUCAAUAAACCUACUUAACUUGGAGUUUUUGCAUUGGUGUUAUAAUUUUUGUCACACUUUAUGAACAUAAACAAUGUGGAAACUUACAGAGAGGAGAUCCUUUGCUGUACAUCUGAGAAUCCACAGUGGAGAGAAAUUUUAUGAAUGUAAACACCAUGGAAAGGCUUUCACACUUGCUAAACAUCAGAGCAUCCACAGUGAAGAGAAACCUUAUGCAUAUAAACACUGUAGAAAGGCUUUUACAGAGAGAGGAUCUCUUGCUAAACAUCAGAGAAUCCAUACUGGAGAGGAACAUUAUCAAUUUAUACACUGUGGAAACACUUUUACAUGGAAGAUCUCUUGCUAAAUGUGAGGGAAUCCACACUGUAAAGAAACUUUAUUAUAUGGGAUAAAUUUAUGCAUUAUUCUCCAGCAUACAUUAAUUAGUAAUCUUACAUUGGCAGCUUCCUUUAGAAAAUUAGUGAAAGUUUGGCAUCCUUCAUAAGGGAGAUACUAAUCUCUCAUGGAGAGUAGAGAAAUCCCCCUCCCCAAGCAGCAUUUUUAUACAUACUUAAAGAUACACCUUCAAUUCACUCUUUUCUAAUGUGGCCCAAACUCCCUUUUAAGAAAUUAUUAGGGAUUAAGAUGUUAGAUUUUGAUUCCUAUAGGAAAUGUUUUAAAACUUAUAGCUACAAUAUUAACUCCUUGUCCUAAAUGUUUCAGUCUAAAAGGGCUUGACCAUGUCUAAAUUCUGACUCAACUUAGAAAUUGCAAACUUAAGGAAUGCUAUCAUGGGAUCAAGAGUGCUGGGAAACUUAAGGAGGGAAGGACAAAAUAAAGAAAAUCUUAACAUACACAUACAUUGUAUCAUACACAGGUUGUGGGCAAUUAAAAGUAGGAGUAUUGUGUUAAUGUCCUAUAAAUUUUGAGUUUGUAUUUAUAUCCUUGGACAUUGCUGUUGAAUUGACCACUCAGAGCAGUGUCCCCAUCUUUUCCCUUUCCCUAAUAAAGACCACAUAUUGUCCUGCAAGCAUCUUAA